UCUCCCCCUGGUCCCUAGCUUCCCUCCCUUCUCCCCGCCCCUGGAGUGACUGGCCUCCGGGCCCCAGGCGGGAAGCGGGGAGGGGCUCUUACCCACACCCCGCCCAGCGCUGGGGGCUCGACUCCCUCCCUAGGUCGGGGCUGGGGAGGGGCCUGAGCCGCCGGUCCGGUGCUCCCGCCCCCUGGCCAUCCCUCUUCCCCCUCCCCCUCCCCAAGUCCCGGAGGCGCCUCUCCACGGAUCGGGGGCGGGGCCGGUCACUAGGUUGAUGGUCCCGCCCUCUUUCCCCCCCAUCCCCCGCGCCCUCCGGUUUCCGGGGCCUGUGGGAUGCGGGGACCCGAGCUGUCGGCGGCACUGUAUGUAGCUCAAUCCUUUGAGCCUGGGGACUGAGCUGCAACUGGCUCCCCCAGUUUACAGCCCCAUCGCCGGGGAAACUUUGCCAUUCCGGAGACUCAGAUUUGGCACAGCAAUUGACGAACUGCCCCACCAAUCUCCCAAUCUUCCUCCCUUCUCCCUCAAUCCCACUCCACCUCCCUCGCUGCCUUCCCCUCCCAUCGACCCGGAUCGCGCUGCGUCUGACUGAUGGGACAGCAAACCACUCGGAGAAAGGGAGUUUGACUGACCGGGUUUUGGAGAUUUGAAAUGUAUCAAAGUACUGAGGAUUAUGCACUAACAACUGGUAGAACUGAUCUGACAACUUAUUUGAAUCUUGCUUUUUCUUGCACCUUGCAACAGAUUUACGGAUCUUUUACACAGUGUACUGAAUCAGUUGCUGAUAUGUGUUCAAGAUGAGUGGGAUGGGAGAAAAUACCUCUGACCCAUCUAGGGCAGAGACAAGAAAACGCAAGGAAUGUCCUGAUCAGCUUGGACCCAGCCCUAAAAGGAGCACAGAGAAACGCAACCGUGAACAGGAAAAUAAAUACAUCGAAGAACUUGCUGAGCUGAUUUUUGCAAAUUUCAAUGAUAUUGACAAUUUUAAUUUUAAACCUGACAAAUGUGCAAUCUUAAAAGAAACUGUGAAGCAAAUUCGUCAGAUUAAAGAACAAGAGAAAGCAGCGGCUGCCAAUGUAGAUGAAGUGCAAAAGUCAGAUGUCUCAUCUACAGGUCAAAGUGUUAUUGACAAGGAUGCACUUGGACCAAUGAUGCUUGAGGCCCUUGAUGGCUUCUUCUUUGUAGUAAACCUGGAAGGUAAUGUUGUAUUUGUUUCUGAAAAUGUGACACAAUACCUAAGGUAUAACCAAGAAGAGCUGAUGAACACAAGUGUAUACAGCAUCCUACAUGUAGGGGACCACGCGGAAUUUGUAAAAAACCUGUUACCAAAGUCUUUAGUUAAUGGGGGACCUUGGUCUAAUGAAGCUCCUAGAAGGAACAGCCAUACCUUUAAUUGUCGGAUGCUUGUAAAACCUCUUACUGAUUCUGAAGAAGAAAGUCAUGAUAGCCAAGAAGCACAUCAGAAAUAUGAAACUAUGCAGUGCUUUGCUGUUUCUCAACCAAAGUCCAUCAAGGAAGAAGGGGAAGAUUUGCACUCCUGCUUGAUUUGUGUGGCAAGAAGAGUUCCUAUGAAGGAAAGGCCAGUUCUUCCCUCAUCGGAAAGCUUUACUACUCGCCAAGAUCUCCAAGGUAAGAUCACUUCACUGGAUACUAGCACCAUGCGUGCAGCCAUGAAACCAGGGUGGGAGGAUUUGGUAAGAAGAUGUAUUCAGAAGUUCCAUGCCCAGCAUGAAGGAGAAUCUGUAUCGUAUGCCAAGAGGCAUCAUCAUGAAGUGCUGAGACAAGGACUGGCAUUCAGUCAGAUCUACCGUUUUUCCUUGUCUGAUGGCACUCUCGUUGCUGCCCAAACGAAGAGCAAGCUCAUUCGUUCCCAGACUACUAAUGAACCUCAGCUUGUAAUAUCCUUGCAUAUGCUUCACAGAGAACAGAACGUGUGUGUAAUGAAUCAGGAUCUGACUGGACAAGCUAUGGGGAAACCAUUGAACCCAAUUAGUUCUAGCAGCCCUGCCCAUCAGGCCAUAUGCAGUGGGAACCCAGGUCAAGACAUGACCAUCAGUAGCAAUAUAAAUUUUGCCAUAAAUGGCCCAAAGGAACAAAUGGGCAUGCCAGUGGGCAGGUUUGGUGGUUCAGGGGGAAUGAACCAUGUAUCAAGCAUGCAGGCAUCGACUCCUCAGGGUAGUAACUAUGCACUCAAAAUGAAUAGUCCCUCACAAAGCAGCCCUGGAAUGAAUCCAGGACAGCCAAACUCUAUGCUUUCACCAAGGCAUCGUAUGAGUCCUGGAGUGGCAGGAAGUCCUCGGAUCCCACCCAGUCAGUUUUCCCCAGCAGGAAGCUUACAUUCACCUGUGGGCGUUUGCAGCAGCACAGGAAAUAGCCAUAGUUAUACCAACAGUUCCCUAAAUGCACUACAAGCUCUCAGUGAGGGGCAUGGAGUCUCUUUAGGGUCAUCGUUGGCUUCUCCUGACCUAAAAAUGGGUAAUUUGCAAAAUUCCCCUGUGAAUAUGAAUCCUCCCCCACUAAAUAAGAUGGGAAGCCUGGACUCUAAAGAUUGCUUUGGACUAUAUGGGGAGCCAUCUGAAGGUACAACUGGACAAGCAGAGAGUAGCUGCCAUUCUGGAGAACAGAAAGAAAAUAGUGAUACCAACAUACCCCCUGUUGUCAGUGGUGAAAGGUCUGAUGGACAGAACAGACUCCAUGACAGCAAAGGACAGACAAAACUUUUGCAGCUCUUGACCACCAAGUCUGAUCAAAUGGAGCCUUCACCUUUGUCAGGCUCCAUAGGAGAAACUAAUAAGGACUCCACAGGUGGCUUGGCUGGUUCUGUAUCAACACAUGGAACCUCACUCAAGGAGAAGCAUAAAAUUUUGCACAGACUUUUGCAGGACAGCAGUUCUCCUGUGGACUUAGCAAAGCUUACAGCAGAAGCCACAGGUAAAGAGCUGAACCAGGAGUCCAGCAGCACAGGUCCUGGUUCAGAGGUGACUAUCAAACAAGAACCAGUGAGCCCCAAGAAGAAAGAGAAUGCACUACUUCGCUAUUUGCUAGACAAAGAUGAUACUAAAGAUAUUGGUUUACCAGAAAUAACCCCAAAACUUGAGCGACUGGACAGUAAAACAGAUCCUGCCAGUAACACGAAGUUGAUAGCUAUGAAAACAGAGAAGGAAGAGAUGACUUUUGAGCCUAAUGAGCAGCCUGGCAGUGAGCUGGACAACUUGGAAGAAAUUUUGGAUGAUUUGCAGAACAGUCAGUUACCACAGCUUUUCCCAGACACACGGCCAGGUGCCCCGGCUGGAUCAGUCGACAAGCAAGCCAUCAUCAAUGACCUCAUGCAACUCACAGCUGAAAACAGUCCUGUUGCACCUGUUGGAGCCCAGAAACCAGCAUUGCGGAUCUCACAAAGCACUUUUAAUAACCCUCGACCAGGACAGCUGGGCCGGUUAUUGCCAAAUCAGAAUUUACCACUCGACAUCACAUUGCAAAGCCCAACAAGUGCUGGACCUUUCCCACCAAUAAGAAACAGUAGCCCAUAUUCAGUGAUACCUCAGCCAGGAAUGAUGGGUAAUCAAGGGAUGAUAGGAAACCAAGGAAAUUUAGGGAACAGUAAUACAGGAAUGAUUGGUGGAAAUACUUCCCGACCUGCAAUACCUUCAGGAGAAUGGGGAUCCCCGGGCUCUGCAGUGAGGGUCACCUGUCCUGCCACAACCAGUGCCAUGAAUAGGCCAAUCCAAGGAGGUAUGAUUCGUAACCCAACUGCCAGCAUUCCUAUGAGACCUAGCAGCCAGCCUGGCCAAAGACAGAUGCUUCAGUCUCAGGUCAUGAAUAUGGGGCCAUCUGAAUUAGAGAUGAAUAUGGGAGGACCCCAGUAUAAUCAACAACAAGCUCCUCCAAAUCAGACUGCCCCAUGGCCUGAGAGCAUCCUACCUAUAGAACAGGCAUCUUUUGCCAGUCAGAACAGGCAACCAUUUGGUACUUCUCCAGAUGACUUGCUGUGUCCACAUCCUGCUUCAGAAUCACCAAGUGAUGAAGGAACUCUCCUGGAUCAACUCUAUUUGGCAUUACGAAAUUUUGAUGGCCUUGAAGAAAUUGACCGAGCUUUGGGAAUACCUGAACUAGUUAGCCAGAGCCAGGCUGUAGAUCCAGAGCCAUUUUCAAGUCAAGAAUCCAGUCUCAUCAUUGAACAGAAACCUCCAGUUUUUCCUCAACAAUAUGCGUCUCAGGCUCAAAUGGCACCGGGUAGUUAUACACCCAUGCAAGAUCCCAACUUUCACACACUUGGACAGCGACCAAGUUAUGCCACACUACGUAUGCAACCUAGACCAGGCCUUAGGCCAACUGGCAUAGUACAAAACCAGCCCAAUCAGCUGAGACUUCAACUCCAGCAUAGGCUCCAAGCACAGCAGAAUCGCCAGCCACUUAUGAAUCAAAUCAGCAAUGUCUCCAAUAUGAACCUGACCCUGAGGCCUGGAGUACCAACACAGGGACCUAUUAAUGCACAGAUGCUGGCCCAAAGACAGAGAGAGAUCCUGAACCAACACCUACGACAAAGACAAAUGCAUCAGCAACAGCAAGUUCAGCAACGAACUCUGAUGAUGCGAGGACAAGGGUUGAAUAUGACACCAAGUAUGGUAGCCUCUGGUGGCAUACCAGCAACUAUGAGCAACCCCAGGAUUCCCCAGGCAAAUGCCCAGCAGUUUCCAUUUCCUCCAAACUACGGUACUGGACUUACAUCCCCACCACCUCUCACCAGUCCUUUCUCCCCAGUGUCCCCCAGUCCUGGGUCACAGCUCCUCUCUCACAGCUCCUUGCAUGGCUCCCAGAUGAAUCUGGCUAACCAGGGAAUGAUGGGAAACAUGGGAGGACAGUUUGGGCCUGUCAUGAGUCCCCAAAUGCAGCACAAUACCUUCCAGUUUCCCAGCUCAGGAAUGAGUCAGCAGCCUGAUCCAGGUUUCACUGGGGCAACAACUCCCCAGAGUCCCUUGAUGUCCCCUAGAAUGGCACAUACCCAGAGUCCCAUGAUCCAGCAGUCUCAGGCCAACCCUGCCUAUCAAUCUUCUUCAGAGAUGAAUGGCUGGGCACAGGGAAAUAUGGGUGGAAACAGCAUGUUUUCACAGCAGUCCCCACCACACUUUGGACAACAAGCAAACACCAGCAUGUACAAUAACAAUAUGAACAUCAGUGUCUCCAUGGCGACCAAUACAAGUGGUAUGAACAACAUGAAUCAGAUGACAGGACAGAUCAGCAUGACCUCAGUGACCUCUGUGCCUACAUCAGGGUUGUCCUCCAUGGGUCCUGAGCAGGUUAAUGACCCUGCUAUGAGGGGAGGCAAUCUUUUUCCAAACCAGCUGCCUGGGAUGGAUAUGAUUAAGCAGGAGGGAGAUGCAUCACGGAAAUAUUGCUGACCCUGAAAGCUGCUGGUGGCUCUUUCUUCACUUAUCUGGGCUCUUACCAGUUUGAAGAGCUGGCUGCCUUUGUUUUGACCCAGCUGACCUGCAAGCCAGUUUUGCUGGAGCAAACUCAGCUUCAUCCUAACUACAGACAGGACUCAGCUGAUUCCCAAAGUGGAGUCAAAACGGCUGUUGCAGGAGGAGCGGCCUCUUCUUUGACAGUCUGAAGCUCGCAUACAGACAUUGCUCAGUCUGUUCACUGCAUUCACCUUAGUGCAACUUAGAUCUCUCCUGCGAAAUAAAUGUUGACAGGCAGUUUUCAUAACCAUGUCAGAUUGAAUGUAUUUAAAUGUAUGUAUUUAAGGAAAACAACCAUGCUCUUGUUCUGUUCCUGUUUGGUUCUAGACACUGGUUUCUCACUUGAUUUUCCCUGGCUAAUCAGUCUGGUGCAAAGAAUUGUGGUUUCAUUUGAAAAACCAUGUUUUAAGCUGGAGUCUGCAAUUUGGGAAAGAAGCAGGGCAGUCACUGGGAUGGAAUUGUAUGCACAGAGAUGCCUGUUAAGUUGAUCAAUUUACAAAAGGUCUUAGAAAAUAGCUGGACCUUUUUGAAAGCGCUAAGGCUCCUUCCGGAAUGGGUUUCCAUUCACCCAUCAGGCAGCAAUGAGCCUAUGGCCAGGCUCUUCAUAUUUAGAAAUACUUUCCUUUUUUUUCUAUGAUAGAAAACCAGCCAUCUCACAGAAAUCAUGAAGCCAGAAGAAAUGUCUGUUUUUCUCUUCUGCUCCCUGACCCCACCCAAUUAAGUUAUCUGUAGACUUGGUUUAGAGAUCUUUUAAAUCCACUCUAAUUAAUAUGCAUUACUGCUGGCUUUGAGAUCUUCUUUACCCCAGAAGAGCCCAAUCCCACUGUAAGGAAGAAACCAAGUCAGCCCUUACAUGUCAUUAGGUGUUUGAUAGGUAUCAGCAACCUAUCAUGUGCCCACCCAAUGCUGAAUCCUGAAUUUCAGAAAACUGGGACAGGCACUGUCUGUGAAGUGUAUUCAUUCCUCUUUUCAUACUCCCCUGGCCUACAGUAUUGGGGGAGAUGUAGGGUGGGAAGUGGAGGUUGGGGGUUGGGGGGAAGACAAGUAAGGUAAAAAAACUGUGUUCAGAAUUUAUGGCAGAGAUCACUACAAAUUUAGCCGUCAUCAUCAUGUGUUUUUAUUUUGUUUCUUAGCCGCGCUGAUAAGCUGAAAUUUUGUAAGGUACAUGAAAUCCAGUUUAUAUGUAAACAAGCAAUAAUUUAAGUUGAGAACUUAAGCGUUUUAAUUGUAUGAUUUUUUUGUGAGGUAUACAUGUUGUGGAAUUGAUUCAAAAUGAGGUACUUCAGUAUUAAAUUAGAGAUCUUCAUAGCAAUGUGUCUCCUAAAGGUGUUUUGUAAAGGAUCCCAAUGCCUUGAAUAGACCUAAUUUGUAGGCUUAAGACUUUUUAUUUUCUAAACCUUGUGAUUCUGCUCAUAAAUCAUUUAUCUAAUCUAUAUGAUAUGCAGCCACUGUAGGAACCAAUUCUUGAUUUUUAUAUGUUUAUAAUUCUUUCUUAAUAAAUCUUAGAGAAACUAUGUUACUAAAGCCAACCACUUUUAAGGUGGUUUUUCUUGCCCACUGUGGUGCAUGAGUAACCUUUUACUAACUGGCUUCAGUUUCUGAGAACUGAAUACCAAGAAACUGGAGGCUUUUGGGGAGCUAUUUCCCAGUCCCUGACACAAAUACUUUCUUAUUUCACCUUCAGAGUGAUGUCUUUUUUUGAUGUCUAAAAUGCAGUGCAUUUUAUAACCAAUUAGCCAGGCCUUUUAGGAACAAAGGAGUUUUUCCUUGCAAUUUGAUUAUCUGGCCAGGUGAAAAUUACCCCUAUUAUAUUUAUAUCUCUCUAUAUAUUAUAAUGUGAAAAUAGGGAAAGUAUAUGGUGAGAUAUAAGCCCAAAGAGAUGAUACAGUCCCAAAGUGUUGGUCCACACUAAGGAAAUUUUCUGGAAUUCUGCAUUUCAAUACAUUUGUUUCUGAGUGAGAGAGAUGUUAAUAAUACAGGGAGGUAGCUAGGGAUAAGUACCUUGGAGAGGUCACCACUUCAUAUGUCCCCCUAGAAAGGCUGAGCUUAGUCAAAGCCAUUGGAUUGUCUAGCUGAGGUAGGAAAGUAAGCAGCUGUUGACCCUGAACUCCAUGACCUCAUUGAUAUAAUGAGAUUUGUAGUACAUCUUUGUUAAUGUAACCAGUUUAAAACUUUAUUUAUAGAAUGAGAAGAAUUUUGGUUUCACACAACCCAAGAGAAAAUGGGGUUUUAAAUUUUUUUUCUUUGGUGGGUGGGGCAUACAGUUCCUUUUUCAGUUGUUGCCGUCCAUGAGAGGCUCUCUUUUUGCUAAUUAACAAAUCACCAACCUCAUUAUAUUGGUUCCAAUCCUGAUGAACCUGCGGACUUGUUUUGUUUGUAAAUUAGGCUGUUUCAUAACCAUUACUCUUUUCAAGGUUAAUGAUAUUAUAUAUAAUCUUCUGGCUCAGAUCAAGUAAUGGAGCUUUGCUUUCCGUGGAAUUAAGGAGGAAAAAAUUGAGUGAAAGAAUCAUCUGAUCAUAUUGAUCAUACUCAAACAGGAAAAUUAAAGCCAAAUCAAAUCCCCUCAUUAUCAGUAUUUCCCAUCCUAUACACAGUAAAUUUGUUUGACAGAGUACUUGGUUUUUGUUUAAUAGAACAAAUAAUCAAUGUUCUAUUAUAUUACUAAAUGUGAAGGACACAUAAUGUGAAAAGUAUACAUACAUAAACUUGGUUGUUUGACCCAUUUAAGUGUUCAUGUAACGUGGUGAGUUUAAAAAGUGAAGUGAGCUGUUUUACUACAAUGAAUUAAUUUGUUUGCACUCAAAGUUGAAAAUAUUGACCCCACCCCCUCUUCUGCUAUGUUUUUUGGCCUGUAUUAAAUGAAAGCAAUGUUUUUGCCGUUUAUAUAAUACAAUUUUUAAUCUGUGUUUAAAAAUGGAGUUCGUCUGGGCUUAACACAUGAAAUGGGUGGCACAAUUAGUUCCACUUGCAGAACCCAAAGAUACACAAUCAGUUUUGAAAUGCAACUUAAGCCAUUAAUUAAUUGUUGGUGUGAAUUUAAAGUUUUCUAGUAUUUGUAUGGUAGUGUGCUGCCUAAGAGCAAAAGCAUUCUGUGCACAGAAUAAAAUUACUGUAGUGGCUUUGAUUUGAAUUAGAAUUUUCUCCCUGGUGUUUCUUUAUAGACUAAAACAAAACCUUUUAAGUUUCAUACUACAGGUAAAAGCUAUGUGCAAGAACCUCAAAAUGCUAAAAUCUAGCAUAAUGCCUUAGAUCUGUUUUUAAGUCUUGUAUAUUCCUACAUAGCUGUCUGAUGUAUUAUAUUUGUAUAGUGAAUUGUGUACAAUUUUGGAAUAAGUGCAUCAUCACUUAUCUUUAUGUUGUGAAACAGUGAUGAUGACACAUUUCUUCAAACAUUUAACUGUCUUUUUUUUUUUCUUUGUCAUUUGUGGGUUUUAUUUGUACAGUUCCUCAUGAAGUUGCAUCUGAAAUGUGUGUAUAUGAAAAGAUUAUACAAGGGUAAAAUUAAGCAAUAUAUUAACUAUGGUUCUUCAGGAGAAAGCUUACAAUGUUUGGGUUGUGAUUUACUUUCAAAACGGAGUUGACUCUGAACAUCACCUUGUUCACCUGCAUCGAUGUUUGUAUUUCUAGUGUGAGCAGUUUAUGCAAAGGUAGAUAUAUUCAGAGAAAUUUUAAAUACAUUUAUGCAAGUUAAUAUUGCUUUGCUGAUGCUAUUUGCUUAUUUGAUGUUAAAUAAUGCUAUUGUAAAUAAAGACUGUUGUUAUUGCAUCAUUUAAUAAAUUUUAAUGCCUUCGGGUUUUACAUGGCUUUAGAGAUU
Messenger RNA from Sarcophilus harrisii (Tasmanian devil), 9264 nucleotides. It is a transcript of the gene NCOA2, whose product is annotated as nuclear receptor coactivator 2. The transcript is spliced from 24 exons. The record is from RefSeq and is a predicted model, not a curated record. Lineage: Eukaryota; Metazoa; Chordata; Mammalia; Dasyuromorphia; Dasyuridae. Bases 786 to 5387 code for a protein of 1533 amino acids. Gene Ontology annotation, molecular function: protein dimerization activity; nuclear receptor binding. Gene Ontology annotation, cellular component: nucleus. Gene Ontology annotation, biological process: positive regulation of transcription by RNA polymerase II; cellular response to hormone stimulus.